Messenger RNA from Aricia agestis (brown argus), 1685 nucleotides. RefSeq names its product fatty-acid amide hydrolase 2-B-like. NCBI's taxonomy places the organism in Eukaryota, Metazoa, Arthropoda, Insecta, Lepidoptera, Lycaenidae. The transcript has 6 exons. The record is from RefSeq and is a predicted model, not a curated record. Bases 81 to 1655 code for a protein of 524 amino acids.
GUGAGUAUAGCAGACCAGUCAGUUGCCUUAGAACCGCGGGCACUGGCGCGUCUUAUCGAAUAGUGAAUCAUUGAGUAAAAAUGACAGAAAUAACGCAGUCGCCGAUAAGUUUUAAGCUGAAAGUGGUGCAUGUGUUGAGGUUGGUGGUAGCCGCAGUCGGAAGGUUCUUCUUCUCGAUAUACUAUGGGAACCCGACGGAGAAGCUGCCGCCGAUCACGGAUGAUAUCCUCAAACAACCGGCCGUGGAAGUUGCACGGAAAAUUAGAACUAAAGAGAUAACAAGUGUGGAGGUGUUAGAAACAUGUAUACGAAGAAUAAAAGACGUCAACUCAAUACUCAAUUGUUUUGUGGAAGACCGCUUCGAGUUGGCAUUGAAAGAGGCAAAGGCGGCCGACGAGUUGAUUCGAAGUGGCACUUCGUCUGAAGACAAGAUACAAAAAGAAAAACCAUUGCUGGGCGUCCCAUUCACUACAAAAGACUGUAUAGGUGUAAAAGAUCUACAUCAAACAGCUGGUGUGGUGAUGCGGAAAGAUAAGAUAUGCGAGGAAGAUGCAGACGUGAUAAGGCUGCUGAGGGAGAAAGGCGCUAUUAUCAUUGGCUUGACCUGCGUCCCUGAGCUGUGCAUGUGGUGGGAAACACACAACCACAUUCACGGGAGAACCAAGAACCCUUACAACACCACAAGAAUCGUCGGCGGUUCCUCGGGCGGUGAGGGUUGUCUGCAAGCAGCGGCCGGCAGCUGCUUUGGAAUAGGGUCCGACAUCGGGGGAUCUAUCCGGAUGCCAGCAUUUUUCAACGGAGUGUUUGGGCACAAACCCUCCCGGUACACAGUCUCCAAUCAUGGUCAAUAUCCUAUACCGCAAACGGAAUUACUUAACUCGUUCUUAGGUGUCGGGCCAAUGACUAGGCAUGCAGUAGAUUUGAAGCCCAUCCUUGAAAUUAUAGCUGGGGACAAGAAAACUGAGCUGAAUCUAGACAAACCCGUCGAGGUAGACAAACUGAAGGUAUUCUACCAGACGUCCAGCGAGGCUCCACUGACGGACGACGUGGAUCCCGACAUAAGAAAAGCUAUGGCUAAGGUCGUAGAAUACCUGAAGUUAAAACAUAAGAUCGAAGCUAAGGAAGUGAAGAUUGAGCGUCUCAAGAAGUCAAUGGCGUUAUGGUUCGCCAACAUGAAGACCGACGUUCCAUUUGGAUCUCACAUCAUGAAGAACCACUCCACGUUUGGAAUUAUCGUCGAAAUAUUUAAAAAUAUCAUCGGGUGCUCGGGCAACACUCUCAUAGCCCUCUUCACCGCGUUAUUCGAUAAGGGCGGAGUCGAAUUCGGCGGGCCGAAGUAUAACAGAUAUUUGAAAGUUCGAGAAGAUUUGGAAACGAAAUUCAAGGACAUGCUCGGAGAUGAUGGUGUGUUCUUGUAUCCUACGCAUCCAACGCCCGCUCCCUAUCAUAAUGAACCCUUAUUGAAAGCUAUGAACUUCUCGUACACAGCAAUAAUUAAUUGCUUAGGUCUGCCGGCGACGCACAUUCCUCUGGGGUUGAGUAGGGAUGGUCUGCCUAUUGGCAUCCAAGUUGUCGCCAACCAUAAUAAUGACAGGUUGUGCCUUGCGGUAGCGGAAGCGUUGGAUAAAGCAUUCGGAGGAUGGAAGGAACCCUAAAAUAUUAUGUGAAUAGGAUUUUUUAAUAUA